Messenger RNA from Penicillium argentinense, 3630 nucleotides. RefSeq lists its product as uncharacterized. Bases 1 to 3630 code for a protein of 1209 amino acids. Lineage: Eukaryota; Fungi; Ascomycota; Eurotiomycetes; Eurotiales; Aspergillaceae. The transcript has a single exon. The record is from RefSeq and is a predicted model, not a curated record.
AUGAAUCGAUUCCGUAAACACAAGAAGAACAAGGAGGUGAAGGACACCUUGGAAGAGCUGGAGGGUGGGUCGACGACGACCACGAGUUCAUCCCCGUUCAGCUUGAAACCAUCCAAGAAGAAGGAAGCCCGCGAACCGAAACCAGAGCUAGAUUUUGCCGCAGCUCUCCCGCCGACGGAUGAUUUUCGAACUAGUCUGCUGAUGCCAAAACUGUCGGCCCGAUUCAGCAUGCUGCGAGAACAGGACGACCCAGAAUCCAAGAUGGGCAAGGCUAGCGACGACAGCGUGCUGUUUCCCAAACGUGCUUCCCGAUUGAAUCUCUUCGGCCACAACCCCAAUAUUCUCACAGACAUUGACGAAGUAUCUUCCAACGACGGGAGUCGACCUUCAAUUGCCCUGGGACGCACCGAUUCCUACGCUUCUGGUGCCGAUAUUGGAUACGGCACAGACGACGAUCGGCCUCAGAGUGGCAGUAUCAUGAGCAGGGCCCGCCGAGCAGACGGAAACAACUUGUUCGGUGGUCGCCAAAAGGUAUACCGGAUUCCUGUGCGUGCUGGUGGUGCUCCGUCACCAAGCUCCCCAGGCGGAAUGGGCAAGGCAGUCUAUGAACAUGACUUGAACCUGUCCGCUUUCCAGAAGAUGCGUCGCAAGGAGAAGGAGGAACAGGCUGCUGCGGAAGAAUCUGCUCGCGAAUAUGCUGCUCAUGAGUACGAGGAUACGAUAUCUACCAAUUCGUCUAUCAACCGGACGACCUACUCAUCCAUAGCCUCCGGGCCCACCGUUAAUACUCGCACGUCGACCGCCGCCACCUCCAUCGACGAAAACCAGCUUGGUUCAUCUCAGGGUCAGCCUCCUAAUAAUGCAAUUCCCGAAGCUCCUGUCGAGGCUGGGCCACCUUCAGCCAUGUCAACCCCGCGCAAUGGAUCUGUCCGAUCUCGACGUCUCUACGGCCAGGGAUUGACACAGACGGCACAGAAUCAGCAAAACUCGACUUUGUAUCGUCUUGAAAGUCUCAGUCGCCAGCGCGCUGGAACCCCUGAUUCCCUUUCUUUGAACCGAAACUACUCUCGCAGCGCCACAAAUUUGCGUGAUCGGCUGCAGAAACUGGCAAUUGCCGAGCCAGCUUCUACAUCUCGACCAACCAGCCCGCCGUCAUCUGCUACUUCACCGAAGCAACCGACAAUCCCCGAGCCUGCACCAAGGGAUCGUAUCUCGCCUACGGCGGCCAGUUUCGGGGCCGCACCUCCCCUGAGCCCGCCUUCAAGCGAAACGGAUGAUGGCGCUUCCUUGUUGGCGGCGGCAUUGAACCCAGAGGACCAUGGCAAGGCUACCGCUAUGGGUCUGUUCAAUCGACCCGCUACUGGAUUCGACGAGCAGGCUUUCUCUCGUCGUCAGCUUCAGAUGCAUCAGGGCCGCGCAACUCCUCCCCCGCGACGACCUUCACCGCCACGUCGGGCCCCGCCCCAGGAGCCUGCCAGCCGCUCGCGCGGGCUUUCCAAGUCAAGCUAUCGCUCUCGAGCAGAGUCUGCUUCCUCGCACUAUAGCAGUGACGCUCACCACGGCAUGGACCAAUCUCGAGACGCCUCGCCCUCGCGGCCCGGCGUGUCUGCCACCUUCUACGCCAACUCCACUGCAAGCGAGUCUGGAGACGAAGGCGAGGAUCGCCGAUCGUACGAGGUCUCGUCCGCUACAUCUUUGGCAACUGAAUACGGUCAAUUCUACCAAUCCAACACUGCAACUAAGCCGCCUACCCCCAAUGGGGAGCAACUCGAGACUCUCCCCGAGGUGCGUUAUUCGGAUCUGGGUGACCUCAAGCCGAUUGAGGAGAAUGAUCCAGAGGAGACAAAUGCCUCGGACAAGGCACAAGACAAUGAGCCUCCCAGACCUGACUCGCCAGUCAUUCAAGCUGGUUUCGGUCUUGGUGGAAUUCGGUCUCACCUUCGCCAGGAGAGUGACAAGUCCUCCAUCUUCCCUCCUCCUUCUCCCGGUCUGCCGCAGCAGGAGAUGAACUCGAGCAAGGAUGCUCCGCAAGAUCCUGUCCCAGAGGAUAUUCCCACGCCCCCGACUGAGGAGAAACUCCCCGCAGAGGCUUUCCCCGAGCCAGUUCAGCAGCCCGAGACGUCGAGCCCCCGAGCUCCUUCUAGACAUUCUUCUGAUGUCUCGGUUGAGCGCUCUAGUGAGGACUCCUCUGACAACGGGACUUUCGGCAAGGUUCCUUCAUGGAGAGAAGAGUUGGCCUACCAUCACCGCCGGGAUGGUAGCACCGAAACUCAAAAGGAACGGGAGGAGUUUGCGAUUGAGCUCGCUGAGCGACGCAAGAAAGUCCAGGAGAAAUUGCGUAGCGUGGCUGAGAGUGAGAGUCGCUCUAGCAGCCCUACCUUUGGCCGCUCCACCCCGGAUCUUAGCGCUGGGCCAAAGGCUGGCAAUGCCUUCUCUAUCCUGAAGCACAAGUCGGGCAAGCAGGGCCUCGGGAAGCCUGACCAGAAGAGCUUGUACGGUUACAACAGCUCCUCCACUCCCGCAUUGGUCGAAGAGUCCUGGCGGCACGAGGAACGGCCAGGAUUCUCCUUUGGCCCUGGCCGCUAUGCUAAUAGUUCUCCCCACGUCCCAACUGAGCGCUCGUUCCGUUCCCGCAUGCCAACAAUUAGCCGCGGCAGCCACGAAGAGUCGCGCGAGUCCAGCCGUAGCCGCGGUGUCUCCCCGCAACCUAGUUUCCGAACCCAGAGAGACCGCUCGGGCUCUGAUGGUUCGGGCCGCUCCAAGAGCCGCUCCAGGUACCGCGAAAGAGAUGAUCUCCAGACCGUGGACGAAGGCUCAGUCAUUGCACAUGAGAACUUUGUUAUGCCCGACAACUUCGAGCCACCCGUGCCUGCCACGGCCCCUGGCUCGAGACGUCCCUCCGUGGAGAUGACCGAGCCAUUCGUCUAUGAUCGCUCUUCUUCUGCCGCUUCGGGCAGAUACCGCAGUGCCAGCCGCUCUGGCUCUGGCAAUCCGAACUUCCAAUACGAGCGACCCUUCCACUUCAACCAGGCCGCUCACCCGCCAUCAAUCAUCGGUGCUUCUCCUCGACCAUCUCCGGCCACCCCGGCCUACUCGGCCAAUGCGACCCCCCCGUUGCACGACGUGCCUCCAGAGCAAUCUCCCGCCUCGGCUCUCGCGUCUGCUACUAAUUCUGGUGGCAACCCUCUGCCCCAACGUACCCCCGGACACACCAUGCUUCAAAAGCGCACCAUUAAUAAGAAGCUGAUCUCGGAGCCCACCUUCGUCUCAUCGACCUCCAACGUUCCCACUGUCGGCCUUCCACCAGGUGCUAUCCCAUCUAAUGGAGCCCCUCCCCUGCCUCCAAUGAACCCACGUCGUCGCCGUGGUACCCAAACCAUAAUGAGCGCCUUCCGAACCGACAAGCACGACUCGUCCCGGGCCGCAUCCCCAGCCCCGAGUCUCGGCGAAGAGCAUACCUCAUUCAUGGAAGACGAGAAGCGACCUCCGUCCCGAAACCGCCUCCGCAAAACAUCCAGCGCAGGCGGCAGCUUAAACGCCCGGGCACGCCAGGAGGCAAUGGCUGGUCCGGCCCCUGCAGUCCCACAAUAUCCUCCUCCCGCCAUCCCCGUUGACGGCGGCAUGUUCUGA